AACCGAUUGUACGCGUACGGAGACUGAUUUCACGACAGCAGUGUUCUUUCGCCCUAAUUUCUUUAAAGUUCAGAGAUUAUCGAUUUUCUGGACCAGACAACAAGAGCUUGAAUUCAUCUAGAGUAUUCCCAGUCAAUUGGUACUUGGAAGAAGGUAUGGCUAGUGAAAGCUUCAUUGGGAACUAUCUGUCCUUAGACUGCGGGCCGGUCCUAGGGACAUUCCAAGGUGAAGUUUCUUCUGUGUGCAAGAAAGGACAAACUAUCUCUCUUAGGAAUGCAUUCAGGAAUGGAGUCAAGUAUGGUGUUCCUGAAGUAACAAUGAGAGCUUCAGACAUCAAAGAUCUAAAGAUCCUGAAAACAAGUGCUGAUUUGAAGGCAGAGGCAGAGAAAAAUAGAGCGAUCAUCAAAGCAGUCAGCUGUAAAUCAAAGUCUGAAGCAGUAAAUGGAGACGCUGUCUCUAACAACAAAGACACAUCUACCAACAAGCUGAAUGGGGAGCUUAGUAAACCCAGUCUGACUGCAGUAAGGAGAUCAGGAAAUACAGAAAGAGCUCACAGCAAGUCACCCCACAGAAAACCCCCUACAGGAACCUACAAAGAAUCAAGUACAGAAGGUGGACAGAAAAACAAACAUCAGAACCACCUCAAUCACAGCCAACGUUCUGCCUUCCACUCACCAAACCGCAACGAAACCACAGGAACAGACUCCCAGGAGAAAGGGAGGGUUGGGUUCAAAGCAAAGCGCUCUGCGUCGUUUUCGAUGCCCCAGGGCAAAGGGGAUGAUAGUGGCAGACCUGGUAGACCAGGGUUUCAGAGGGUCCAUAGUGUGGAUGGACUUAGUAGAUCAGGUGGGAAUGAGAAUGCAGGUAGAGAUGAGGAAGAAUACAGACAAGGAGGAGACAAAGGAAGGAGAAGAACUCAUUCUGGGAACCACGAGAGCAACCACACACGAUCAUCGCCUGUCAAGAUCAGUGGAGGCAAUACCCGCAAGCACAACCGAGGAGGAUUCAACUCGCGCAACGCCGAAUGCUUCAGUGCCCCUGUGGAAAGCUUCCUCAACGAUGAUUUUGACUUUGAUUCCAACUUUGCCUUGUUUGACAAGGAGAACUUUUAUGAAGAGUUGGAGGCCAUGGGGGAUAAUCGGCCUAAGAGACCGGGACCUAGGAAUCUUCGCUUCGAUGAGAACAUUUUAGAGAGGAGGGAAUCAGAAGAGGGGAAGAGGAUCACAUGUCCUGACCCAACUGGCAAGUGGUAUCAUACAGAUACAGACAUGCAGAUUCCUGGGAUAUCACCUGAGUUAAAGGCCAGACUGAUGUCAUCAGCCAUGAAGGUUGGCCAUACUGUAGAGAGGAGACUUGAAUCAGUUGGACUGUGUGCAGCUCAGGUAGCACUCCAGCUACUAGAUAAACAAAGACGAAUACAUAGCAAGAAGAGAGCCACAGAACCAUCGGUAGUAGUCCUAUGUGGCCCCCACCUUGAAGGUGCCCAGGGGGUAAGCUGCGCCCGUCAUCUUACCUAUCAUGGGUGUACUGUGACCCUCUUUGUUCCCAACUUUGUCAAGAUGCUGGAAGAACUGAGGCAGGAGAUGGACCUCUUUGAUGCAACCGAUGGGCUCAAACUACAGAGCUACAAAGAUCUUCCCAAGAGCACUGACCUGACUGACAUGGUGAUCUGUGCUUUGGAUACUCCUAAUGACACCAUCACCCAGGACCAAGCCUGGUAUAGGGGUAUCCUGCAGUGGCUCUCUGAGACCAACAAGGCGCCCAUCCUCUCCGUAGACCCCUCCAACACCCAAUCAUUUCCAAGCCAGUGGGGUGUCGCAGUAGGUCUUCCUCUUGACUACACCAGUAAGGUUGGAGACUUGUACCUCUGCAGUUCAGGUAUUCCCAAGAAGGCGUUCGACGAUGUCGGCGUCCGUUACAUGUCCCCCUUUAGCCGGGGACUCUUUGUUCACCUGGAUGUCUCUUAGCAGUUGAUGUGAGAUAUGUUCGCGUGCAAUGGGAAAACAUGGGGAUGCUGUAAAUCACUGUGUAUAAGCCACAUUCCCCCCCCCCCUCAUGUAAGCCUUUAUAAGGAUACAUGGUUUCAAUAGGCUUAAAUUGCAUGGACAGUGAAAGCUCAUAUGAGAUAUUAAAUCAAUAUUUCCCAGUGACCAAAGUCAAAGAAUAAUUUUUGUGAAAUUUUAGACAGAAAGUCUAUUACAUUUACUUUGUUGUAUAUCUUCACCUGGAUAUCAAUAAUUUAGUUCUGUGAUAUAUCUAUAUUCCUUUCUAAAAAAUCUGGCUAUUUCUGUUAAAGGAUACAUGUCUAUAGCUUAAAUAUGCAUGGAAAGUUCUUUGUAAAAAUAAAAUGCAUUUACUAUAAAUCAUAAUCAGUCAUGAGAGGCUAGUAUUAUUAGUAACUUUAUUUUAUUCCCAUUUUUUCUUCUUUUUUCCCCUCUCUAUUAUUGACUAUUCUUCAUCAUCAAAGAUGAUAUUUAUUCUCAUUGCUACAAAAGGAAAUUAUAAUUUUUCCUAUAAAUCUAGAAAGUUUACACAUUUUACAUCGCCCAAUAACCAGUGAUGUGAUAAAUAUUUGUAGCAUAAGCAUGCCUCCGUCAGUAUAUAUAUAUUUUUUUAAAUAAUAGUCGUUUGCUAUAUACACAGUGAUAUACAGUACCCCGUUAUCAGGGUUUUGGAUAAUUCUGCUCUAAUAAAUGCAUGUUCCUUUCCAGGAAAAACAAAUCGAGAAUUACAGAAAUCAUAUUUUUAAAACAAUGUAUAUUAAUCCAAUAAAGGAGAGAGAAGCAAGUUAUGUUGGAGAAAUUACACCUUAACAUUUCAAACAGUAAUUGACUUGGAGAGAAGUGUGUUUACAUAUUUGAUAAUACUGCAUUUUCAAAAUGAGGUUUGUCAACCAUAAAGGCUCCAAACUAUAUUUUUAGAUAUACGGAGUUAUUUUUCUCUUGCAUUUUUAUGUUCAAUACAGUGAGAAAUAGAGCUUUGUGUCAGUGUUUUUUUUGUUUGAUUUUUUUUUUUUUUUUGGGGGAGAGUGGGGGGGGGUCAAGCUCCACAUUGUUUCAAGCUCUGCAUUGAUGUUUCAACUAUAACAAAAUUAGUGUGCAUGGAAAAAUCUUGAACUUGAAGCUAAAUGUCUAUAGGCAAGUUGAAAUUUUCUUGAAUUUGUUUGACUCCCUUACCUGAGAUAUGUUUAUCUAUCUCCUCAGAUUAUAUUUUUUUUGUCAUUUAAAAAAUCUUGCUUAUAGAAAAAUGUGUUAUGGUGAUGCCAAAGCAACCAAUAUUAAGUAAGAUAUUUUUAACCAUUUAUUUUUUUCGUUGUUGCCCAGUUAUUAUAUGUUAGAAGAGUGUCAUUUGAACUCUAUAAGGAUUAUUUUGGAAACAACUAGUACCGUAUGCUAUUUUCGCAUAAUGU
This is a messenger RNA of Lytechinus variegatus (green sea urchin), 3409 nucleotides long. It is a transcript of the gene edc3, whose product is annotated as enhancer of mRNA-decapping protein 3-like. Gene Ontology annotation, biological process: deadenylation-independent decapping of nuclear-transcribed mRNA; P-body assembly. Lineage: Eukaryota; Metazoa; Echinodermata; Echinoidea; Temnopleuroida; Toxopneustidae. Gene Ontology annotation, molecular function: mRNA binding. The transcript has 8 exons. The coding region runs from base 156 to 1967 and encodes 603 amino acids. Gene Ontology annotation, cellular component: P-body. The record is from RefSeq and is a predicted model, not a curated record.